Rhizophagus irregularis DAOM 181602=DAOM 197198 is the source of this 1391-nucleotide messenger RNA. RefSeq lists its product as uncharacterized. Gene Ontology annotation, cellular component: cytoplasm. The record is from RefSeq and is a predicted model, not a curated record. Lineage: Eukaryota; Fungi; Glomeromycota; Glomeromycetes; Glomerales; Glomeraceae.
UUUACCUAAUAACCUUUACUAUUUUAAUCAUUAUGUGGAAGAAUAUAUUAUACUUAUUUGCGUAUUAUAAAUAAUGAUUAUUAAUUGAUUGUUAAUCAACGCAAGAAACGAUUAUUUAAAUCAGACAAAAUAUUCUCAUGAAAUUGAAAUUUAAUUUUAAAAAAUGUCACUUCGUGAACUUGGUAAAACUGGUGUAAAAAUCCCCUCAAUCGGUUUAGGAUGCAUGGGGAUGAGUGCUUAUUAUGGUUCAUUUGAUGAACAAGAAAAUAUUAAGUUGUUAAAUCGAUCAAUUGAAUUAGGUUGCACUUUUUGGGAUACUGCUGAUAUUUAUGGACUUGGAGACAAUGAAAUUCUCCUUUCAAAAGUUCUCAAAGAACGUCGUAAUGAAGUAUUUCUUUGUACGAAAUUUGGUAUCGUUCGAGGACCAAAUGGUGAAUUUAAAGGCAUAUCAGGUACACCUGAAUACAUUCGUCAAGCUUGUGAAAGCUCUUUAAAAAGAUUGGGAGUAGAUUGUAUCGAUCUUUAUUAUCAACAUCGUGUGGAUCCUAAUACACCCAUUGAAGUUACCGUUGGUACCUUAGCAGAACUUGUUAAAGAAGGAAAAAUUAAGUAUAUUGGUCUUUCUGAAUGUUCUGCAGCAACUCUUCGACGUGCUUAUAAAGUUCAUCCUAUUGCUGCAGUUCAAAUGGAAUAUAGUCCUUGGACUCUUGAUAUUGAAACUAAUGGAAUUAUGGAAGCUUGUCGCGAAUUAGGAAUUACUAUAGUAGCAUAUAGUCCACUAGGACGGGGAUUCCUAACGGGAAAAUAUAAAUCUAUUGAUGAUUUUGAACCGGACGAUUUUAGGAGAACAGUUCCACGUUUUCAAGGUGAAAAUUUCGAUAAAAAUCUAGAACUUGUACGUAAAUUUGAUGAAUUUGCAAGUAAGAAAGGUGUAACUUCAAGUCAACUAUGUUUAGCUUGGGUUUUAGCUCAGGGAGAUAAUAUUGUUGCUAUUCCUGGUACAAAAAAAAUCAAGUACUUGGAAGAAAAUUUUGAAGCAGUAAAAAUUCAUCUUAGUUCUGAAGAGUUAUCUGAAAUUAGACAAAUUAUUAAUUCUAUUGAAAUUACUGGCGCCAGAUAUGACGAAAAUUUUAUGCAGAUGUUGAACGUAUAAACCUUUUUAUUUAUUGAUUGUGAUAAAUUAAAUAUUCCCUGCUCCCAAUCUAAAUAAUAGAUCGUUUUUUCAAAAAAAAAAAAUAUUGUCUGUUUUGAUCAAUUAUAGUGACCAAAGUAAUAAAUUUUCAAAGGAUUUAUUUUUAAUAAACUUUAUACCUUAAGUCCAUAGAAAGAAUUUAAUACCUGUGAAAUCAUUAAUUAAAUUGAUAUAUUAAAAAUUCAAAAAUUGUAGUUAG